Penicillium antarcticum is the source of this 2244-nucleotide messenger RNA. RefSeq lists its product as uncharacterized. NCBI's taxonomy places the organism in Eukaryota, Fungi, Ascomycota, Eurotiomycetes, Eurotiales, Aspergillaceae. The coding region runs from base 1 to 2244 and encodes 747 amino acids. The record is from RefSeq and is a predicted model, not a curated record. The transcript has a single exon.
AUGGCCCCCGUUCCAAGGGCCGAUCUGGAUGGGGACAACCCUUCCUCGGAUAUUGGUGACAGUCAGGACUCUCCACUGCGCCGACAAUUUUCCGAACCAUUCCGCCCUCAAUCUACUUCUACUCAGAUCUCCCAGUCACCGGAGCCCAUCCCGCAACAUGUCAAGUGCGAUUGGUGCGGAAAGCUUUUAGAGCUUCCUGAUGAUGAAAACAUUUCCGAGGAAGAUAUUUUGAAUGAUCACAUCAAUGAUGCUCAUCCAAAGACCAUCAGUUUUUCUGGAUACGAUGGCCCCGAUGAUACUUACGACGACACUGGCGAUCUUCAAGAUGAUGACGCCAUUGAAGAAGAUGAGGACACUGCAGCUGAACCCCUCAAGCCUGAAGAUGGCGAGCCUAACGAUGCCGAAGAAAUUACCGUUGUGACUAACGGCGAACAUGGUGACACUGAAAAUAUUGUCAAGACUGCUCAGACCACCGUCAAUACCAGCCAACUUCCUACAGGGAAGCUCGAUCGGAUUGACUGGCUUUCCAACCCGCGCACUUCAUUUCCGGAGGAAUACCGCGCUCGCGAAGCAAAAUGGCGCCGCGCAGAUGCCAAAGCUCGUCUCCAAAAAUUCUGGAAUGUCCAUGAUGUUCAUCUGUUUUCCCCUGAUUACGAUCAGGAUGCCUCCAAGUGUGAAGCUUCUUGGGACGCUGCAUUCAAUGACACAACCAAAAUCAGAAAGCGCGAUGCUUCUGAACCCGCCAAUCACCCUCUACCAUACAAGAAACCCAAAGUCGACAAAGGUCAAUUCCUGGAAGUCCAAGCUGAAGACAUCGACAAACUGGUGAACAUGCUCCACAACCACGCCAAAUACUCCCCAGAAGAACUUUACGCUCUCACACAAACUGCCUGCUUUGCCAUGAAAACCAUCCAAGAUGAGUAUUUAGCACUCGAUGAUCUCAAUCUCAAAGCCCUGCGACACACUCGGGGCGAGGUCUCAUAUGAGACAAAGCGCCACGCCUCGCAGGGCCACAAAAAGAAAGGUGGUAUCCCUCUGGCUCGCGUCAAUGAAGAUACGCAAGACUUUGCCGAAAAGAAAGAGGCAAUGCUCUACGGCUACAAACACCAAUAUUUCCCCACAAACAACCCAUUCCUCCCAAUCCGCACCAUGCAAGAUCCAUUCGUCCAAGGAGGCUUUGUUCCUACUCCCGCACAGGCCAGAAAGAUGAUCGCGAAGAAAAAGGAGACUGGUGAAGGCAAUGCUGAUGGCUGGGCUACGCUGAAGAGACAUGGCCUCGAAUACAUCCCCCAAGUGUGGGAACCUCGCCGUGAACCCGUUCUCCCCAAGGUCACCCGCAAGCGCAAGGCUGCCGAGGUUGAACUCCCCAAGACCGAUGCCGAAGAGACACAGAACGAGACUGAAGAGGAUACUGAUGACGACAACCACCCCGCAAAGCGACGAACCAGAGGUCGUGGCGGCAAGCGCCUUACUGGCGAAUCCAUCCAGUUUGACUCUACUCCUCGCCGAGGCCCUGGACCUGGACGUGGUCGCGGACGGGGUCGCGGUCGUGGCGCUGGUCGCCUCGCUUCCACUCGAGCCACCUUCGAGGUCAGCCCAGCUCCACAAACUUCUAGUCGUGGCCGUGGCCGACGCGGUGCAAGCACCUUGGCCACCUCAAUUCCACCAGAGACCACCUCGUUCCCCGCCAUUGAACCUCGCACUGAAAGCCCUGUCGACGCUCCAUCCUCUGGCAAGAAAGAGGCACUGUCUGCCGAGGCCAUCGAGGAGGCUCGUCGUGUCAAAAUAGCCAACUCAAAGAACCCAAAGCGUACAAAGGCAAUGCUGGACCACUGGGACCGGUUCAACCGCGAAGGGCGGAUCCGCAAUCCAAAGCGAUCCAAGGCCCAAAUCGAGCAAGACCGUACCGUCGACGGGGACGGCCCUCAAGACCUCCCCAAGCCCCUCGGCCGUCGCAAGCGCUCUCCCUCUCUCGUGCCGCUCGCCGGCAACUUGGCUCCCAAGGGGCCCGGCGGCCUGCCUUCAAUGGUCAGCGUACAGGCGCAGCAGCAAAUGCCCACCCUCCCUCCAAUGGGUGUGCCUCACUACGGCCACGGGCCCGUGAAUCCCUACGCUGCUGCGCCUGUUGCGCCUAUGGCGCAACUGGGCCAACCAAUGCCCGCGCAAUACGCACCAUUCCCGUAUCUCCCUUACGGGAUGGGUUCCAUCCCGGGUCCACAUGACCCGCGGGACCCCCGCCAUUGA